ACCCGUCUGAGUUGAGAUCAGAGAAAGAGAGAGAGAGAGCGAGCUUACAUUGAAGCAGAUAGAUAGAGAUGAGGAAGUUCGAUCCGUGGCCGGUUUUCUUCCGGCGAGAGUGGAGCCGCAACUGGCCGUUCCUGGUUGGUUUCGCCAUAACCGGCACGAUUAUCACCAAGUUAUCUCUCGGCCUCACCGAGGAGGACGCCAAGAACUCUCCCUUCGUGCAGAGGCACAAAAGGUGA
This is a messenger RNA of Diospyros lotus (date-plum), 236 nucleotides long. RefSeq names its product ATP synthase small subunit 6, mitochondrial. Bases 69 to 236 code for a protein of 55 amino acids. The transcript is spliced from 2 exons. NCBI's taxonomy places the organism in Eukaryota, Viridiplantae, Streptophyta, Magnoliopsida, Ericales, Ebenaceae. The record is from RefSeq and is a predicted model, not a curated record.